This is a messenger RNA of Procambarus clarkii (red swamp crayfish), 778 nucleotides long. NCBI's taxonomy places the organism in Eukaryota, Metazoa, Arthropoda, Malacostraca, Decapoda, Cambaridae. The record is from RefSeq and is a predicted model, not a curated record.
AAGAAAUGUCACAGUGUUCGUAGUACAUUGGCGUCAGAGUAGGGAGUCUGGUCCCGGGCAAGAUAGCAAGACAUCCUCCUCCGGUCCCCCACGACCAGUCACAGUACGGGUGCGGCGCCGGCCAGACUGGUCGCCAGUUGUUGUGUGUUUGUGUCGUACAACUGUUGUGAUUUACCGUGUGACACAGCCAACAAAGUCCUUCUAAUACUCCAGUGCCUUCAUCUUCAUUCUCAAUAUCAGAUGUACUACUGACGUCAAUAAGAUGUGGAUCAGUCACCCUCGACAUCCGUGUUGGCGAUGGUGGUGGAUGACAUUGGUGGUGACGGCUCUUCAAGUGAUAACUCCAAUAUAUUGUCAAGGAUGCACCACUUCAGAACUAUUUGGUGUUCGCAUGGUGAUCUGUGUAGGCCCCGUCACAGACUACUGGUGGCCUGGGCAAGACAUCAGUGAGAUCACUCUGCAGCUGCCCGGAAGAAACAAGACGAUACAAGUUAAUUCAUCUCACCAUCAACAGUGGCACAAAGUUACAGUCACCGCUGAUGGUGUAAUGAAGGACAAGGCGGCCACCAGGUCCGGCAAGACCUACUCCUUAACAAUACCAACACUCAGUGUAGCAGAAGUAAUUGAUUGUACAGAUAAAACCAAAACUGACUUGAGAGUUACUAGUAACGAGAAGAUGUUCUGGAGAACUAACUGUACAAACAUUCCGUCUGGUAAGUUCUCCACAUUUUGUUUAUUAACGUUUAGCGAAAACUUUAAAAAACUUAAAUACACUUGA